GUCGUGACAAAGGUUAAUAUUGCGUGUAUCACACACUCUGAUGUUUCUGUAGUUGGACCAAAAUUCCAAUCCGUAUUAGAAGAUUCUUCUCCAUGGCGACCAGAGAGGAACAGGACAGUUUGAUGUUGCAUGCCAUGCUGGAGGGUAUAGCUGUUUCAACUGUAGUAAGAAUGAUGCGAGACCGAAUACCUAACUAUGUAUCACUGACUUUAGAUGUGGCAUUAAUAGUCAAUAAGUCACAUGGCUGGGUGAAGGAGUUGAAGAUCCUUGGCAGUUUGGGUGAAGGCUUGGGUCACGUUAGCAUCUUCACUGGAAACGAAAGUGAUACCGACAUUAUGCUUGUGAGCGAAAAUUCUUUCGUGUACGAGCAUCGUUUUGUUGAAGUUCCCGUUUCAACUUGGCUGUUUCAGAUGCAGUCGUGUAAUAUCAAUUCUGGAUAUGUCAGGCUCAGGUUGAAAAAACAGGGAAACGUCCGACUCUUCAACCCAGAUCUUUUUGAUAUAAAGUCAUUGUUUGAGUACGACACAACAUCAGAUUGUAACUAUUUAAGCAAUGUCAUAAAUCAGCAUUUUGCUAACGUGCUACAGAAUAAUGUUGCCAUACCUUUUCCUAACAGCAAGGUGAAAGAUAUCACUGAUGUCGUCGACUCGGGGCCUUGUGCUACCUGCAAAAGCUCUUUCGAGGUACCAAGAAUAGGGAUUCCAGGUGACUUAGAUUUAGUCACAGGAAUGUGGUGUCCCGAAUGGCCGUCGGUGGCCGUCGAAUGGAUAUUACGGGAUAGGUCCAACGGAUGGCCCUCACGGGAAUUUAUAGACAUGCAGGUUCCUCGUGGUUGUUACGUCGUUCCUGUUGGAUGUAAAGAAUGCACCAAAAACCAUCUUGACUGGAGAAUUUCGUUUGCACACAUCGAACAAGCAUUGGUUCACAGUAUGAAUGCAAAACACAUCAAUUGUUUCCUCUUGCUUCGACAACUGAAAAAAUUCUUUUUCGAAGUCAAAAUGCCCAAUGUGAUAACGUCAUACAUCAUCAAGACAACUCUUUUCUGGACUAUUGAGGAAACAUCUCCAGAACUUUGGCAAUCCCACAAACUUCUAACAGCUGUUAAACUGUGUCUGAACAAACUAAUCACGUUUAUACAGAACGAUUACUGUCCACAUUACUUCAUCAGAACCUGUAAUUUGCUCAUCCGUAGAUAUUCUCAGGCGGAUAAGUGCAGUGUCUUACAAAUUUGUUUGGAGGCCAGGCGAAAUCCAAUGAUAAUUCUGUGCCGAACGCCACCGUUUUUAGAAGAGUCACGGCAUUGUCGCUCAAACCCACUGUUGUCCUCUGAAUACUCCGACCAGGAGAUGUCAGAACUCGAAAGCGGCAUGAUAAAGCUAAUGACUUCUAAUUUAUUUCAUUUUCUUCCGUUUACAGUGAACAUGGUGUUUCAAAUAAAGCUAUCAGACCUGGACUCCAAACAAGAGGUAUUGCAGUAUUGCAAAUCAGUUGCACAAGAGACCAUUGUUUUGUUUAGCAACCGCACGUAUACCUGCAGGCAAGAAGUGGAGAUAAUUCAAAAGUAUAUACAUGGCAUCACACAGCGAUUAAUCUGGUCCUUGGAGUUGGGUAAUGUAUCACCUAACCAGGUGGAAUACACAUACGACAAUACUACAGAUGCAGAUGACGUGAAUUGUGUCGCCAAUACUUGUCACUUACAUGUGAUCGUUGGGGACUACUCGAGGUGUCAUGACAUCCUCGUGAAAUUUGUCGCAGCUCAAAAGCAUGGAGUGUAUAGAAGGUUGAUAAACAUUGACACUAUAUUAUCCAGUGAUGAAUUCUUCUUGACAUACGCCACGACAAAUGUAUUCCUCGCUGUCACAGAUGAUAAAAUGUCGUGCAUCUCUGAUUUGAUAUUUCUGCAAAUGGAAGAUGACACCCUUCCAACUCCACUACAGACCGAACUCAAUCCGAUUCCGAUUGGUAAACCGGACGUUGACACAUUGCCCGGGAGGAAACCCACCGUCCUUGUAGAUCCACUCGUAUACGUGUGUUUCUUGAAGUUCUGGUGCAGCAUGAAGAUGGACCAAAACAUCGCGAAGCUGAUGGCCCGUGACGACAUGGUGUGGUGCUGUGGUCUGAUCAAUAUAUCAGAGAAGGCAGUGGCCUUGAACCUACUGGCGUUCUGUCACAGACAGCUCGGGGAGUACGAACAUGCUUUUGCGGCACUCUGUAGGGCUUUCACAGAGAGGCCGUUAAAGUGCUCAACAUUGAUUCACAUUGCAACUCUGGUAAAUAACAAACUAAAAGGUCCAUUUGACAAUCAAGUCCAUUCAUUGUAAUAAAAAAAAUGCGUGAAGUUUACCAUAGAAUUAAGGAAACUUUGUUUCAGUGGAUUGAUAGCGAGGCAUGCGUGGAUUUCCAUUAACAAGUUGAAGGAGAGAGAGUGCCUUAGUGGACAGGAGGAGUCGGAUGAGGAUCUUUUGUGAAAGAAAGAAGGAUAUAUUGGGCUUGUAGUUAAAAUGCUGAAUCGCAUUAUAUUUCGGUUGAUGGAAAGGAUGGCAUUGCAGACGACGUCAUUCUUUAGUUGAGACUGGAAGGCAGAGAGAAUAUAUAGUUAUUAUCAUUUAUAUGGUUGUGGAAACGUGUGCUAUUUAUGAACCCAAACCUUCCUCCCUAAAUACUACUAUACAGUAACUGAUGUGAGACAGAAACAACAUCUUGUAGGAGGAAGCGGAAGUUGAUUGAUAACAGAAAAGUAUGGAGGCAUAUUUCCGCCGUCGACAUACAACUUACGAGUUGUCGAUAUUUUCUCAGAUUAUUUCGACAUCAUUAUUGUAAUAUAUUGACAUAAAACCAUAUUUUUAUAAUAGUUAUCUAAUAGGUAGGUAGCUCGGCUGUUAAUCGUGGUAACGCGCGGGUCAGACCUCGACUUGCAGUUUACUUAUUUAAUCAUUUGCUUUUUAUUUUUUGCAUCUGUUAUACCUUUUAACCUAUAAACUUUUAGUUUAAUGUAUUCUUUUGCAAACAUCUAUUUGUCGACGGACCGUUAAACAAUACAAAACAUACAAACGUAACCCGUAAGUCGACGGGAGAGAUAAGCCCUCAAAGGGAAAAAAAUACGCCUAGGGAAUAUCAGUAACAAUCCAUAUCCAGUCUAUUAAUAGGAACUGAACGAGGGGAAAGACCGAACAAAUGGCUCAGAAAUCUGUCGGGAGAUUGUCUGAAUAAUCUCCUAGAAGAAAUGAAAGUACUAAAGACUCGUUGUUGAGAACUUUUCUUUUUAUAAUAUAACUAUGUGUAUAUAUAACUAUGUGCUACAAUAAACUGAUUACAAGGAACUUGCAAGUCGAAAAAGUGCAGACACAAUUUAUUUCAUUUUUAUUUUUUUGUUUGAUAUGCAACACUUUCUCAAUCUAAAACAAUAUUUAAAACUAAAACUCUACUGUGUUUACAAGCUUCUAUUACUGUGUAGGAACUCUCACGAUGUCACCGAGAAAUAGACACCGACAACCAAAUCUCAAUAAACAUAUACAGUGUCAACUACAUCUACUUACAAAGAGAAGCCGUUUUUAUUUCAUCUAAA
Mizuhopecten yessoensis (Yesso scallop) is the source of this 3565-nucleotide messenger RNA. RefSeq lists its product as uncharacterized. The transcript is spliced from 2 exons. The record is from RefSeq and is a predicted model, not a curated record. The coding region runs from base 93 to 2321 and encodes 742 amino acids. NCBI's taxonomy places the organism in Eukaryota, Metazoa, Mollusca, Bivalvia, Pectinida, Pectinidae.